Hydractinia symbiolongicarpus is the source of this 1141-nucleotide messenger RNA. Its product is annotated as V-type proton ATPase subunit F-like. Gene Ontology annotation, biological process: proton transmembrane transport. Lineage: Eukaryota; Metazoa; Cnidaria; Hydrozoa; Anthoathecata; Hydractiniidae. The record is from RefSeq and is a predicted model, not a curated record. Gene Ontology annotation, molecular function: proton-transporting ATPase activity, rotational mechanism. The transcript has 6 exons. The coding region runs from base 79 to 447 and encodes 122 amino acids. Gene Ontology annotation, cellular component: membrane; proton-transporting V-type ATPase, V1 domain.
CUUAAAAGAGUUUUUGUAUGUUGUCGGUAGCUAGCUAGGUUCACUAAAACUGUUGAUAAGUAUAAUUAAUAUCACAUAAUGGCUGGAAAAUUAACAAAAGGAAAAUUAAUAGCAGUUAUUGGAGAUCAGGAUACAUGCACUGGUUUUCUGUUAGGAGGUAUUGGUGAAGUCAACAUGAAACGUCAAAAGAAUUUCUUUGUUGUAACUAAAGAUUCAACUAUUCAUGAGAUUGAAGAAGCAUUCAACAAGUUUGCUGCUCGACAAGACGUUGCUAUCAUUCUGAUCACGCAAAAGAUAGCUGAGGAAAUACGUCACGUGAUAGACAAUCAUUUGGCACCCAUACCUACUGUCCUGGAAAUUCCGUCAAAAGAUUUUCCAUACGAUUCAUCAAAAGAUUCAAUAUUAAAAAGAGCCAAGGGAAUGUUCAGUGCUGAUGAGUUGCGCUAAGAAAAGUCUACAAUAUUCAUCAUAAGAAGUUUUUCUAAUUUAUUUUUUGUUGAUUAACAUUCUGGUAACCACUUCGGGAAAUUUAAAAUGAAAACAACUCAAUGAGCAUGCUUCCAUUUGUUAGUGCAAAAAGGUAUGAUAGCAAAGCUAGAUAAAACUGCUUCUUUAAAUUAGUUCUUCAUGUUUAAAAACUAAACAUUUAUUUGAAGCGUUACAAAAGAGUUUCGAAAAGAAGCAUUAUUUUACAAUGCGAGAAAAAUCCUUAUCUGUAUCAACUAUUUCGUCAGUACAGUUAACUCCUGAUAUCUCGAAUCUCCAAGGGACUAAGGAAAAUAGUUCGACUUAACAAAUUUUCGAGUUAAGUCGAACUAUAAACAACUUGUGUUAAGUCGAAUUAGUCUAGAAUGACCUCAUUCUAGACUAAUUCGACUUAACGGAAGCUUCAUUUUAGUUCGAGUUAAAGCGAUUUUCUCAGAAAAUGGGUCAAGUACCGAAAAACGGGUCGAGUUAACGAAUGUACGAGUUACCCGGUGUUCAAGUUACUGGGGUUGAGUGUAUUACAUAUUAACUGGUGUUAUAGACAAAAUAUACUUGAAGUCACUUUUUUACGUACAAUUCAUUAUUACUACGUUUAUUUACAUAUCAAAAAUUAUAUAUCUGCAUUAUUAAAUAUAUAACUUAUAUAAAAUACAAA